CGAAAAUGAUACUAGGAUGGAACAAGGAUCUCAUCAAGCAAGCCGACCGGCACAGAGGGAGCACGCCUCUCCACGUCGCGGCGUCAUGGGGGCACCACGACGUCAUCAGCUUGCUGCUCGAUGCCGACCCAUCGGCGGCGUACCAGCCUGACCACGACGGCGCGUUCCCGAUCCAUGUCGCCGCCUACGACGGCCAGGUCAGGGCCGUCUCCAUCCUGCUCGGGCUCGACAACCACCGCAAGUGCGCCGGGCUGUGCUCGGGGGAGCGCAGGCGUCGAGACCUAAGAGGCUGCGCCGAGCUCCGUGACGGCCGCGGGCGGAGCUUCCUCCACGUCGCCGUCGAGGAGCAGCGGCAGUCCGUGGUCGCGUACGCCUGCAAGCUCGGGAACCUCUCGCCGGCGGUGAUGAACAUGCAGGACGACGACGGCAACACGGCGCUGCACCUCGCCGUCAAGGCCGGCAACAUGUGGAUCUUCAACCCUCUCAUGGAGAGACGCCAGGUCGAGCUCAACUUGACGAACAAUAAGGGAGAAACCCCGCUUGAUAUUUCUUGGAUCGAGAAACCAGUUGGUGUUUAUUUCGGAUUGAAUCAACGGGUCAAGAUAUACAAGUUGCUGAAAGAUGCCAACGCCAAGCAAGGUAAUCACCGAUGGGAUCUCUUUCUCAAAAAACACAACAAGAAGGUAGACGAGGAGGUUGAAGGGAAGAAGCUGACGGAAUCCACCCAAACCAUCGGCGUCGGCUCGGUGCUGAUCGCCACGGUGGCGUUCGCGGCGGCGUUCGCGCCGCCGGGCGACUACGGCGACGAUGGCGCGCCGAGGCUGGCCGGCCGCUACGCCUUCGACGUGUUCAUCAUCGCCAACACGCUGGCGUUCAUCUGCGCGGGGCUGUCCGUCAUCAGCCUCACGUACGCCGGGGUGGCCGCCGUCGACAUGCGCACCCGCAUGAUCUCCUUCGUCUUCUCGGCGUCGUUCAUGGCGUGCUCGGCGAGGAGCCUCGGCGUGGCGUUCGCGUUCGGGAUGUACGUCGUGCUGGCCCCCGUGGCACGCACGACGGCCAUCGCCGCCUGCGUCAUCACGGGGCUCGCGCUGGCCGACGUCGCGUGGUUCGUCUUUGUGGUGGCCGCCGGCGAGGUGAUGCUGCUCAAGAGGCUCGGGAUUGCACGGGCGUGGUGGCGGCUGCCGUUCGCCAUCAUGGCCACCUUGCUGAUGCAAUUCUGGCCUUACAUUGUGAUUGUUGUCGUGGUGUUGUACUCCAAGAUUAGGGGAGUACAUUGAACUGAAGUCGAAUUCUAGCUGAUGUGAGUGGACGGGAGCUAAACUGGAUUUUAGCUUAGGUCCGUGGUUAAGCUUACGGUUAAUUAUUCUGGACAAUACUUCGAUAGA
Oryza sativa Japonica Group (Japanese rice) is the source of this 1385-nucleotide messenger RNA. RefSeq names its product ankyrin repeat-containing protein At2g01680. The record is from RefSeq and is a predicted model, not a curated record. Gene Ontology annotation, molecular function: protein binding. Gene Ontology annotation, cellular component: plasma membrane. Lineage: Eukaryota; Viridiplantae; Streptophyta; Magnoliopsida; Poales; Poaceae.